Messenger RNA from Cuscuta epithymum, 3533 nucleotides. The record is from the annotation of a GenBank genome assembly. Lineage: Eukaryota; Viridiplantae; Streptophyta; Magnoliopsida; Solanales; Convolvulaceae.
GGCCCCUCGACGCCAUCGUACUUGGCUUCACGGUUCGGCUCGCCCAUUCCCUCCAGGAUGGCGACGACCGUCCUAUGCAGCACGAUCGGCUUCUCAGCGCCAUCGUGUCUCUUUCACGUUCGGAUCGCCCCAUUCCCUUCCAGGAUGGCGACGAACGUCUCUUAUGCAGCACGAUCAGCGCCCCAGCGCCAUCGUGUCUGGCUCACGUUAGGGUCGCCCAUCCCUUCCAGGAUGGCGACGAACGUCUCUUAUGCAGCACGAUCAGCGCCCCAGCGCCAUCGUGUCUGGCUCACGUUAGGGUCGCCCAUCCCUUCCAGGAUGGCGACGAACGUCUCUUAUGCAGCACGAUCAGCGCCCCAGCGCCAUCGUGUCUGGCUCACGUUAGGGUCGCCCAUCCCUUUCAGGAUGGCGACGAACGUCUCUUAUGCAGCACGAUCAGCGCCCCAGCGCCAUCGUGUCUGGCUCACGUUAGGGUCGCCCAUCCCUUUCAGGAUGGCGACGAACGUCUCUUAUGCAGCACGAUCAGCGCCCCAGCGCCAUCGUGUCUGGCUCACGUUAGGGUCGCCCAUCCCUUUCAGGAUGGCGACGAACGUCUCUUAUGCAGCACGAUCAGCGCCAGCGCCAUCGUGUCUGGCUCACGUUAGGGUCGCCCAUCCCUUUCAGGAUGGCGACGAACGUCUCUUAUGCAGCACGUCUGCCCCUCGGUGCUGACAUGCCCGUUUUAUCGAUGAGAGCCACCGCUUUCUAUCACAUCUCACAUUCCUUCUCUCAUACAUUGCACUCAUACAUUACAUGCAUUCAUGCAUUCAUGCAUCAUACCUCAUACAUUCAUACAUACACACGUGCAUCAUGUUUUGACAGUACCGCGAUGUCGGUUUAUAGAUGCAUGGACCUCUAAGCUUCUCCGUUGGAAAGCUCGAGUCAGAGUCCUUUACUCUCGCCUGAUGCAUUCAGGGGGAGCGUGCCCGUGGAGGAGCACCUUUCGCCCGACCCCAUCGGGAACGGGGGUGCCUCACCGGCAGAUUACGUUCAGGAGUGUGGACAUCCACUCAUAUAUUAUGAUUAUUCGAAGACACAGGUUCCAGCUAGACCGAGGUAAAGCGCAGGCAAGAGUAUAUUUUCUCGAGCAGAUUCGCACGCUCACUACUCAAGAAACUGGGGGACUUGUGUUGGGAUAUAUUAUCCCGGCCUAUUACUGUUCAAGAGCCCAAGAUAUUAUCCAGUACGGAGCCUGAACAGUUAGGACCAUUUCGGCCCAUCCGGCCCACUUUAGCCUUUGGGCCUGUUUCGGCCCACUUGGCCCAUUAGGGUGGAGAGUACUUCCCAUCCCCUUUCCUUAUAAAUAUGGGGGUUUCCCUCCAUAUGAAGGAUCCCCUUUUUCCUCCUUCUUCAUGCUUCUUCUUCUCUAGAUUAUAUAAUACUCCAUUAAUGGGAGCUUCAAGCUUGUAUAAUGUAAUGGUGAGGAGUGCCUAAUGAGAAUUGAGAGGGCUUGGACAUUAGCCUAAAAAGUCCCGUGGUUUUCUCCCUUUCGGGUUUCCACGUAAAAACUGAGUUGUUCAUACACAUUUAUACAUAUAUUUACUAUAUCGUGUUGGAUUAAACUCAACACCCAUAUACCUAGCCUUACCCACAUGAUAAAUAUCCCUUGUUCACCCCCUUUGAGCCCAUUUGUUUUAAUAAGCGUUAUAUGUUUAACCCUGCUUUUCUUAUUUUCUUUCAUAAAAACCAGUUAUAUGUGACCCUUAGCCUAAAAGCCAAACACUUUCCAACCACCCUAGAAUGAACUUUGCAUAAAUUUUAAUGAGUUUAGAGAGUGUCAUUCACAUUUAGGGAGCUUUAAUAAUUACACUUUUGUGAUUACUUAGUUGUUAAUAUUCGUUUAUAGGGGUAGUUGUUCUUGUUGUAUCAUCAUUGUACAUAUUAUUCUUGUAAAUUCUUAGUGUUAGAAGCAUUAAAAAGCCUUGAAAAAAAAAUAAAAAAAAAACAGAAAAAAAGAAAAUGAAAAAAAACAAUCUAUACAAGGCUGAAUAUCCAUGUAUAUGCUUCUCUCUUUUGUGUAUUUUUCUUGUACAUUAAUUUACCCUUUUUACUAGUUACUAUCCCUAACUUUAAAAAAAUAACAAGUGUUGUAUAGAUUAUUGUCAAAAGCUCCUACUCACUACUUAGUACCUCUCUAAAUUUGUUAAAUUUAUGUCAAGUUCAUUUCUUUUGUUUCCUCAUUAAUUCCCUUUGUUCAUAAGCCUAUCCCACAGACCCCAUUAUAACCCAAUGUUAAAAGUCCUAAUUGAUCUUAAUUGUGUUUUGUCUUAAAUAAGUUGAUAGGAAAAUCUUAUUUUGCAUAAUUUUGCAUGAUUGAACAAAUGAAGCUAGAUUCCAUGUUCACACCACACACUUUGUGUUUGUUAGAGUUGAGAUUUGACCAAAACGUUUCAAAUGAUAUGCACAAUAUUUUUAUGAUUCUCACUUCUCUUAUUUUGUGACAAGUCAAGGGAAUUUGAUUAAACAGGUGGAGUGAAAGUAAAGUGUGCAUGAUUUGAGGAUUACACAUAUGAUUUGGCAAUUCAUUUUUGCAUGCUCGUUUGCUUGUGUGAAAUGUAAAUAUUUUUGCUUGAGGACAAACAAAAUCUUAAGUAUGGGGGAGUUGAUGUACUCCUAAUUUACCAUAUUUAUGAUCUUGUUUUGUCACAUUUUUAAUACUUUAUUUCUCAUUUUUAAAUAAAAUGGAUUGAUCUUUAUCAUCUUGGACAUUUUAAGGUAUUGCACUUGUUUUGGUAUACUUUUGAGUUUCAGGAUAAUUCGGAACAAUCAUCAAAGUGAAGCGAGUCCUUACUUUAUCUCCGAAAUAUUUAUACAGAGACCCGAAGUUCAUUUCAGAAUAAAUCAGACUGUCCACAAUAAAAUGUACCGGUUAACUGUUUGACCAGUCAACUGAUCAAACAGCUAACCGGCCAAAUAAAGAAGUGGCGAACAAAGAGCCAAGCUGACAACAUUAUUCACUCCAUUAUUGUGAAUAAGGCUCCACCGUAGAAAAACUCGAAGAAGAAAACAAAGGAGAUUAAAUACAUUGUAUUGAUCCACCAACUGCAUACAAAGCUGUCUUCAUCAUCUCCAUUCUGCAAUCAAGAGAACAACGGCAAAACAGAAGAAAACAGUAGCCGGCGAAGGAAAAAACGGCAAUUGAACAGCGGCUGGUACUAUUUGCAGAAAGAAAUUAAGCAAGUGACAAUCACAUCUAAUGAAGGCUGAGGUAAUAGCACACCAAGAAUCAUUGAUCAGCAUCUUCGUUUCAGAUUUCUUCUAUGGCCUAGCUCCUUCUCCGGCUGCUAUAUAAAGGGUCAUUUGGGAGCUGCGAAAAUACACCAAUUCGGAGAGAAAUCUCCUUCUUCUUUCUUUAGUUCAGUUUGUAUUAGUAGUUAUUUAAUAAAUAGUUCUUUCUAGAGCUACUAUGUAUAAAUCAGUACUCCUGUAAAGUUAGUUUCCAGCAAUUUCAGUCUUGAGUUCGUCAUCUUGUGCACUCCAGUUACAGAAAAGCC